CUGACACUCAUAUGCUUACAUGGUAUUACUGGUUACAUUAAGUUUUUUUUCCUAAUUCAUUAAAGUAUCAUAAAAUGUCAAAUGAGUCUCAUAAUUAAAAGUGGGUUUCAAGAGGUCGAUUUAUCGGCCUUCCGACCUAAAUCAAUCAGUAAAGGCACAACAUUAGUAAAAAGUUAUCAUGUCAGUGACGUGAGAGAACUCAUCCAUGGAAAUGAUAGACGUAUCUGUGGAUCAGUGAUCCGAGAAACUCCUGGGGCACAUAGCACCCGUAAAAAAGAAAAUAUUUACUCCCCAGUCGUUCAGCCUCCCAUGGACGAUUUGGAAAUGUGUAAAAAUGCACUCCAGGACUAUUUUUUGCAUUGUUGAAACAAUUCACAACACAGCAAUUACGUUUCGACAAUUUCUGUGGAAUUUGUGGUGAUUUUUCUGUGGCCUCCAUAACACACGUUUCGGUAGUCAACAGACUGACUGGCCCCCCGAGAGUUGCUACCGUAGGACCACGCGAGCUACUUGUCUAGCGUAUACUCCAGAGCCUUGGCGCACUACCAUCAGAUUGGUUCCGCAAGAUAGUAAUUCUACAAACCACCACCAGACAGCGAGAAAUCGCUUUUGCGAUCGCGAAUUUGACUCGCGGAAAGAAUGCGCCACCUAGGUCCGUCGCGGAACUAUAUUUUUUCUAAAUAUUCCCCGGAAACCGAUAGCCCACUCAACCACCUUUACUUCACAUUCCUAAUUCACAUUUUCUAAAACCCAUAUAAUCCUCAUUAAAUUCACAAAAUAAAACAGCUUCAAUAAUUCAUAAAAUUUCUAAAUUAUAAAAACAUAAAAUCAUGAAUUUCUCGAUUGUGAGAAUCCUGACAACUUAUCCCCUCAGACGCAAAUAUUUUUCACACUUUGUCUCUUUCAAUACAGAAAAUUUAAUGUCAGAAUAGUUAUCACUAAAUGAAAGUUUGACUUUUCACCACUUACAGUAGGAAAAAAACACCUGUUGCCAUUUUUAGAUCUUAACAGUGUAAAAUUUUUUAACAAGUAUGCAAGAUUUUGUUCUAGAGAGAGAGAGAGAGAGAGAGAGAUGUCCUGUUUUCAGAGUGAAAAUUCGAUAUUAAAUUCUGUUUUUUACACAGAUGGUCAUACAAUUCCUUCAUUCAGGUCUUAUAACUCGCUCGAUCUUAAUUUUAUUUUUUCGAUAAUUUAGUUGAUUCUGCGAAUGAUCGAGGAGUUCUAAUUUAAAAAUAUCAACAUGAAUAGUGGAAGAAGCUUUGAGAAUAGUCUGUUUUACUUAGAAUUAUGAGUUUCAAUGCAAGAAACAUCAUUAUCCGUUAGUACAUGCAUCGCCUAGAAUACUAAUAUUGCUAAAUUAUCGCAGAACUUAAUUUCAUGUGGUAUUCUCUAAGAACUGUCGCGCAAUUUCAUGAAAUUCUCUUUCCCAGCAGGCCGAAAUGCAGUGCAAAAAUUUUUGCAAGUUAUGAUAAAAAAGCAAAGAUAAGCAAAGAUCAAGACAUUGAAAGAGAAACACAACGAAAAGGUUCAUAGGCUCAGAAACCCGAUUGUCAGAGAAGCUGGAGCAGUUUCUCCACCGUCAUCAUCAUUAUCAGAAGAAGAAAACGAAAAAGAAGAUGAACCAGCUUCAGCUCCAUUAAAAAAACAAUAUGGAAGAGCUCAAUCAUCAAAACCAGGACCCUCAAAAUCAGGUCCAUCAAAAUGACCUCUGAUGAAGAUAGUUCUAAUAGAGGGAGAAGAUGGAUCAGCUCCAUCCACCACAUCAUCCGAUUCCCCGGAGUCAGAAGGAGAUCAGUCUCUCAGGCAGUGUAUGAAGAACAAAACAAGAGUCCAUCAUGGUAAGGCCCACCAAACCAGCCAGCUUCGAAACAAAAAAACGAAACCCAAGCUUCUGAAAUCCCACCAAUCCCACCCCGAAUCUGAAGAAGAAACAAUCACUGAGCCACCGUCCAAACAACAACAGAAAACCUCAGCAUCAGUGACUCCAUCACUCCUCCCAGAAUUUGAAAGAAAACAAGGCGAGUCCCGACUCUCAGAAGACCCAUCAAAACACGUGGAAUCUUCUGAACCGCCAAACACCCUGGAAAUUGUGACUCUACAAAUACCCCGAAGCCUGAAACCUCGAAAAUGACCAACACGACCACGGCCCUGAGAGCCUCCCCAGCACAGCUCCUGUAUGGAACAAAGCUACGAGUCCCUGGGGAAUUUUUCGUCUCUGAGAGCUUACCCGCAGAUCCGAAUUUCUUCCUCGAGAAAUUCCGCGACCAUAUGAGGCGAGCGAGACCCACUACCGCUGCCCAUCACACCAAGGCAAGGUUUUUCGUACUGAAGGACCUGUACGACGGAAGCCACGUCUUCGUACGCGGCGACGCAGUAAAAAAACCCUUCGACCCACCGUACACCGGACCUCACGAGAUCGUCAGACGAGUUGACGACAGAGUAUUCAUCGUCAAAUUCAACGGACUCGACAAAACUAUCUCCGUUGAUCAACUCAAGACAGCAUUCAUCACCAAGACAGACUCAUUAGGACCAUCACCUGAACAACAACAUCAACCUAUUCCACAACUCAGCGCAUCAACGACUGUACCUGAAGAACAUCAUUCUCUGAACAUGGAUCCACCUCUAAGGACAUACGCCAGAGUAACCCAAACACCAAAGAAAGUUUCGUUCCUUUCCUUACCCAUACUCAGGUCACUGGGAGGGGAGUGGCUGUGGCGGCUGAGGGUCAACUAGAUCCCAGCGUUACCGACGGAGCUCACCCCCAGCGCCAACGACGGAAACAAUUGCUAGUUCCGAGAUCGCACUAGCCUUCACUGAGAUUCGCUCUUUAACCGCCAUUAUCAUCCUUACCGCGCUUUUGUCAGUCCACCACAGCUGUGGCGUCUCAUCGCUUUUGUAUUAAAUAAUUAAUAAUAAGUGUUUGGACUGAAUAAAUAUAAGUUGUUUAUUGUGAACACAUCUUCAUUUAUU
Molecule: messenger RNA, 2970 nt
Organism: Diachasma alloeum
Lineage: Eukaryota; Metazoa; Arthropoda; Insecta; Hymenoptera; Braconidae
Exons: 2
Coding region: 2128-2733 (201 amino acids)
Source: RefSeq, a predicted model, not a curated record